Boleophthalmus pectinirostris (great blue-spotted mudskipper) is the source of this 3125-nucleotide messenger RNA. RefSeq names its product fragile X messenger ribonucleoprotein 1 (gene fmr1). Gene Ontology annotation, cellular component: dendritic spine; nucleus; dendritic filopodium. Gene Ontology annotation, biological process: regulation of mRNA stability; negative regulation of translation; regulation of translation at postsynapse, modulating synaptic transmission. The transcript has 16 exons. Gene Ontology annotation, molecular function: protein homodimerization activity; translation regulator activity; mRNA 3'-UTR binding. The record is from RefSeq and is a predicted model, not a curated record. The coding region runs from base 399 to 2213 and encodes 604 amino acids. NCBI's taxonomy places the organism in Eukaryota, Metazoa, Chordata, Actinopteri, Gobiiformes, Gobiidae.
UUCCUCCUGCAGAGAGCUCCACGAAGCCCGAGUCUCUCGCCUCCUGCGCGCGGUGUGUGCGGAGAAAGCAGAGAAAGAAAAAAAAAAAAAAAAGCCCCAGACGUCACACGGACACAGGAGCAGCACCGCACUCCGCUCCCACAACACCACACGGGCUAACGGCUAAUGCUAACGAGCUAACGGGGCUAACGGGGCUAACGGGGCUACAAGCGGGCUACAUGCUCCGCCCUGAGCUCUCACCCACACUCCUCCGCCGAACCGAACCUCCCAGCAGAACCGAACCCGCCCCGGUGCCGGAACCGCCCGUCUCCCGCCCCCCGGAGCCUCUUUUUGCGGACCGCAGGAGGCCAAUUUGUCCGAGCAGCAGCUAGCCUAGCCGCUAACAGUGGGCAGCAGCUAUGGACGAACUGGUGGUGGAAGUGCGAGGGACCAGCGGGGCGUUUUACAAGGCUUUUGUGAAGGACGUCCAGGAGAAUUCGGUGACUGUGGCGUUUGAAAACAAUUGGCAGCCGGAGCGACAGAUCCCGUUCCACGACGUGCGGUUCCCUCCUCCGUCCGGAGCGCUCAAAGAGAUCAACGAGAGCGAUGAGGUCGAGGUUUACUCCAGAGCCAACGACAAAGAGCCGUGCGGCUGGUGGCCCGCCAAGGUCCGAAUGGUCAAAGGAGAAUUCUACGUGAUCGAGUACGCCGCCUGCGACGCCACGCUGAACGAGAUCGUGACGCUGGAGCGAUUACGGCCCGUCAACCCGAACAAAGGAGCCGCCAAGUCCACGUUCAUCAAGAUCAGGCUGGACGUACCGGAGGACCUGCGGCAGAUGUGCUCCAAAGAGUCGACUCACAAAGAUUUUAAAAAGGCCGUGACUGCGUUCAGCGUCACCUACGACUCGGAGAAGAAACAGCUCGUCAUUCUGUCCGUGAACGAGGUGACGACAAAGAGAGCCCAGAUGAUGAGCGACAUGCACUUCAGGAGUCUGAGGACCAAACUGUCUCUAAUGCAGAGGAACGAGGAGGCCAGCAGACAACUCGAGAGCUCCAGACAGUUGGCGUCCCGUUUCCACGAGCAGUUCUCGGUCCGCGACGACCUGAUGGGUUUGGCCAUCGGGACGCACGGGGCCAACAUCCAGCAGGCCCGAAAAGUCCCCGGAGUCACCAACAUCGACCUGGACGAGGAGACCUGCACCUUCCACAUCUACGGAGAGGAUCAGGAUGCGGUGCGUUUGGCCCGGAGUUACCUGGAGUUCUCUGAAGACGUCAUCAAAGUGCCCAGAAACCUCGUCGGGAAGGUGAUCGGGAAGAACGGGAAGCUGAUCCAGGAAGUGGUGGAUAAGUCCGGAGUGGUGAGAGUCCGGAUCGAACCUGAGAACGACAAAAAGCCCACGGCCUCCGUGGCGUCGGACGAGGACACCGUACGGAUGGAGGGAGGUGGAGACUCGUCAUCCACAUUGAGCGACUCUCACCUGGGGAUGGUUCCGUUUGUGUUCGUGGGGACGAAGGAGGCCAUUUCUAACGCUACGGUUCUGCUGGACUACCACCUCAACUACCUCAAGGAGGUGGACCAGCUGAGACUGGAGCGUCUGCAGAUCGACGAGCAGCUGAGGCAGAUCGGAGGAGCCGGACCGGGGACCGGCCCCAGGAACGCCAAGGACAAAGUCUACGUGUUCGACAACGGCAACAACGCGGGGAGAGCGGAGAGAGGAGAGCGAGGAGAGAGGGGGGAGAGGGGGGAGAGGGGGAGGCCCUACGGAGGGAGGGGCCGAGGACGCAGAGGAGCGUUCACAUCAGGCACAAACUCGGAGGCGUCGAACGCGUCAGAGACGGAGUCGGACCACAGAGACGAGCUCAGCGAUUGGUCGCUGGCUCCGGCCGACGAGCUGAUGACAGGAGGCGGGACUUUGCCCCGGCGCAGCGGCGAGGGCAGGAGGCGGGGCAGUGGGGCGGGGCUACGAGGGAGAGGAGGGAGAGGAAGAGGAGGGUACAAAGGAGAGGAGCUGCCGUGGGGAGAGUCCAGACCUCGUCACAUCAGAGACACAAAGUCCAGAGGUCCAGAGGACUCUUUACAGAUCCGCGUGGACGGAAACGAGCGCAGCGUCCAGCACUCGUCCAGAGGCGGCGGCGGCGGAGGCGGCGCUCCGUCCCACCACCGUCCAAUCAGAGGGCUGAAGAAGGACAAGCCGGACGCCCCGCCGCCGCCGCUCGUCAACGGGGUGUCGUAGGCGCCCCCUUCAGGACACUCACGGCACUGACAAAAAAAAAAAAAAAAACAGAAACACACCCACAACAACAACGACAACGACGACAACAACAACAACUCCGGCUUCUCUCGGUCCACUUUUACCGCCCUGGAUCUGCGCACCGCCGUUUUCAAAUUUCCAAAUGACUCUUUUGUUUUGUUUUUUUGUUUGUUUUGGGGCCGAAAGACUCUCACGCCCGGCACUUCCACACGAAAUGCAACUUAAAUUUACCAGAGUUCUGUUUCGUUGUUGUUUUUUUUCCUCGCAUUUAUUUCAAACGGAACUGUCGACGCCAGAACGGUUUAGAAAUUGUCGGGGGAAAAAAAAAGAAAAAAAAAAAGUGAUUUCUUUGUUGUAAAAAAUCGCUCUUGUACAUGAGGUCUGUAGUGUUGCCUUUUUGAACCGAGGGCGCGUGGAAUAGCGGUUCUCGGGAAAAUAGUCCAGGUUUUAGUCCAGGGAUAGACCGAGAAUAGUCCAGGUUUAGUCCAGGUUUAGUCCAGGGUCUGUACUUUAAACUUUAAACGUCUCUUACGCGGCUGUGAAUUCUUAGCAGUUUUAACGUGUUAUUACUGAGAAACUGAUUUUUACACGGAGUCCAAACCGAGUCGAGAUGUUGGAUGCAAAAAAAAAAAAAAAAAAAAAUAAAAAAAAAAAAAGCGAAAAAGCCUUAAAAUCCGAACGGGGAGGAGCAGCAGCCGAGCGGGACGACGGGGCCGCGCUCACACUGGGCUUCAAACUAACAAAGCAAAAACAAACAAAUAAACGGGGAAAAAUACUGUAUUUUUUAAUUUAAUCAAACUCCAUUUAUGAACUUAUCGAAACGUUGUGUAAAAAGAAAAACGAAAAGUCACUAAGGCAACUUCUGUGUUCACAAUAAAAAUGCUUUAUAGACUC